AUGCGGCAGGUGUUGUUUUUGCUGCUGCUGGCCGCGCCUCUCUUGUGCGUGCCGGCGCUUGUUACUGCUGCGCCGGACAUGAAGCUCGUGAUGGUUCAGCUGCUGCACCGGCACGGCGCCCGCACGGCGGAGCCGAGCUACAACAAGACCCAGAUCUGCGGGGACACCCCCUGCGGAUACCUUACGUGGCCUGGGAUCGAGAUGCUCGGCAAGACGGGUGCGUUCCUGCGGAGCCGCUACAACACGGAUGCCUCCGUUGUGUCUGAGCCCAUGUUCCCCUCAGAGGACUACGACUUGGAUGUCGCAUACAGCCGCUCGACCGAUGUGCAGCGGACGCUGCAGAGUGCCGAGUCGUUCCUGCGCGGCUUCUUUCCGAACUUGAAGUCCCUGUACCCCGCUAUUCACACGGUGCCAGAGCAAGAUGACUACAUUCUGUACACGAACUACGUACCACAAUUCCAGUUUUAUUGGAGCCUGGAUAUGGCGGGCGUGCGUGCUGUUUGCAACCCGGUUGUGGAUCGGAACUUCCCUGACUUCAGCACGCUGACGACAAUUGCGCAGGAGGUGUACAGUGAGGGGUACUGCAGCGAUUUCACGCGGCGCACUGAUUGUGCCUUUACGCUGUUUGAUAUCGCCGUCUCCAAGGAAGCCAUCGGGGAACUGGAGAAUUAUCCGAAGUUGAAGACCAACCGGGUCAGGCUGAGUCAGGUGGCCCGCGAGCACUUUGCGAGGCAGUACGUGUACAACCGCAGCGACACCCGGUGCUUUCAGCAAGGGAGCUCUGGGCAGCCGAUUCUUCAGGAGUUCGUGAAGAACAUUGGCGCGGCGAUGGCGGGCACCAGCAGCUAUAAGCUGUACCACUACAGCGCUCACGACACGACGCUGAGCCGGAUCGCGUGCUCGCUGCAGGACACGGCCGACGACGGGCUGCUGCCACCCUUUGCGCAGACGCUCGUUCUGGAGCUGUUGCAGAACCUGUCAGACUCGUCGUACCACGUGCGCGUGUUGCGUGGACACACCGGACAGAGUCGCGCAUCUGGCUUCGAGUUCGCCUGGGAGCCGGACUGGCAGCUGAAGUGCAUGAGCGCGUCUGGGCAGCUGUACAACGCGAGCGGAAACAGGUGCUCCGUGGCUGACUUCACCCGGUUUGUGCAGUGGAGUGCUGCUCCGGCGGGGUCGACGGGAUACUGUUACCUGGACGAGAAGUACCGGCAGCUGCGGAACUGUCCGGAGGGCGGGAUCGGGGCCGGUGAGGCGUGGCAGGCGCUGUCGACCGGAUGCCAGUACUACCGAAAGCGGUGCCCGUUGUACUCGUGCGACGCUGGGUACAUGCUGGACAGUUCGUCGUUGCAGUGCGUAUGUGUUGCCCUUUCAUGCCUUCUGACUUCCAGCACUGCUGGGCCAGGGUUGCCGGAUGGCAGUCCUCACGGCGCGGCGAACAACACAACUGCAAAGACCUCCGGGCUGAGUGCCGGCGGCACGGCUGCCGUGGCGAUGGGAACAUUCUGCAUUGGAGCUCUUCUCGCUGGUUUCGUCACCGCUGCGGUGCUCCUCUGCUGCAAGCAUCGCAAACGCGCCGCCUUCCCCGAGGUUUGA
Leishmania mexicana MHOM/GT/2001/U1103 is the source of this 1596-nucleotide messenger RNA. RefSeq names its product membrane-bound acid phosphatase 2. Gene Ontology annotation, molecular function: phosphatase activity. Gene Ontology annotation, biological process: dephosphorylation. Lineage: Eukaryota; Euglenozoa; Kinetoplastea; Trypanosomatida; Trypanosomatidae. The record is from RefSeq and is a predicted model, not a curated record. Bases 1 to 1596 code for a protein of 531 amino acids. The transcript has a single exon.